AUGGCGUCGCAAUCUCAAGGAAUUCAACAACUGUUACAGGCCGAGAAAAAGGCUGAGAACAUGGUGUCUGAUGCUCGAAAACGUAAGAAAAUGCAUUUAAAUAUCUCUUUUAAUAUAUUUUAUCAAAAUUUUUAAAGAAAAGAGCAAAAAAUACAAAUAUUUCCGCAAACCAGUGAUGACGGAAGAUGGUAAACCAUCAGCCCAAGGCACAGUGGUUGUUUUUAAACUUGUGUUUUAGCAAGUGGUGCUACAGAUUAUGGAGCCAUUUUUGAAUAGGGUUAACUUUUUAAUAAGUUUUUUUCAAUUCAGGGUAAUAAAGAGAUUUCAAAAGUUAGGUUUACAUAAUCUUGGCCGCAGUUUUAAUUUUGGCUCACUGAACGAGCUUUGUAUUCUGUGAUAAUUUGGUUUUAUCAUCUGAGUUGACAGUGUGAAAUGGCCGCUGUAAAUAAUUUCUAAUGCUGACGUUUCGAGCGUUAGCCCCUCGUCAGAGCUACUGGGAUAGCGAUCUGAUUCAGUUAUGGUAAAAUAAUUAUUUCCCAUGCUUGGAAAGAUAGCUGGCUGAUUUUUUCCGUUAUUGAAACUCUCCCCUAAUUUUGCUCGUGUUUCGCUUCACCAAAUCUCCGUUUAAGUCGAAAACGGUCUUGUUCUCUGUGCAUAGCACAGUUUUUACAUUGUAUGUAGCUAUCCUAAAGUCAAAUAAUAAUUAUUUGUAUUGAGGCCUCCAACAUUUACAUGUAGGUAGUGAAACUCCCUCUUAUGGUUUCAUGUUUUGUAUAUUUUUCAAUUUAUUUAGGAUUCUAGAAAUUUUCUUAAGACAUCAGUGUUUCCCACAAUAAGAAAUGUUGAGAAUAAUGAAAUCCUUGAAAUGGGAGUAAACCUAUGUCAUGAAGUGUUUGGGUGAAAACUUUAAAUCAAUUUAGGAAACAAAGAAAUUGAAACUUUAGCAACCUCUUGAUUAGGGUCUCCCAUAUUCCAAAAUUUAGCUAAGCUUGAGCAUUUUUGAACCUAUUUCAUUAAAUCUGUCCCACUGCAAAAUAUUAUACUUAUUUCCUGUCAGGUAAGACUAGAAAGUUGAAAGAGGCUAAAGAAGAAGCACAGGCUGAAAUCAGGACUUACCGCGAAGAACGUGAAAAACAGUUUCUGAAUUAUCAACAAGAGGUACUUCGAUGAGUUUAUUUUUCUUUUGUGCAAGCUGUAACACUUACACAAAAUACAGAUACAAUUAGCAAUGUGCUGUAGUGAGAAUUGUUAAGAUCUAAUUUGUGAUAUUUCUUAAAACAAAGUUCCAUGUUAGAAAAUAGCCAAAAUGCAGGUUUUGAGUUUUUCAUAGUGCAAGCAAGUACUAUCAAUUGUUUUAUUUUUUAGAACUUUUCAUGUUCAUUUGAGAGAGUGGAGGGAAACUAACAUGAAUGGCAAGGUGUUCACUAAGAACUGGAGAUAACCGAUUUCCCAAUUCAAUGAGAAAAAAUUAUCUGGCAACAUGUUAAUCUUUAAUUUACCCUUAGUGACCAAAACAGACUUUCUCCUUACAAUAUCUACACAAUAUCAAGCAAACAAUUGAUAAGAAUAAAGAAAAAUAUCAGUUAGGGAUUAUUAGCUGGUGUAAUACUGAAUUCUCCAAACUAACAUUAUAAGACAAAUGAAUAAAGGGGGUAAGUUUCUAAAGAAACUGUGGUGUUGUGUUGGUGGGAGAGUAUAACAAGGUAAUUUAGUGUUAACAACUGAGUUGAUAACAUAAAUUGCCACUGUCAAGAGUUUCAUAGCUGACAUUUUGAGCAUUAGCCCUUCUUCAGAGUGAAUGGAGAAAUUGUGGGUUGUGUGCGAGUGUUUAUAUGCAGAAAAUGGAGCUUUGCUAUUAGUGGGAAUAUGGUGACUAAAAAACAAGAAUAACUUAAUCAAGUGAAAAGCAAUAAUUGUUACUAUGGGGAUUGAGAGUGCAGAUUUGGAAUGUUGGGAGUGAGAGGGUUAAUGGACCAAGCUGUGCUUAUUGAGACAUGGAGUGGUUAUGUAAUAUAUUUUCCUGAUGCUUUUCACUAAUUUCCUGUCUUUACAUUUUUUAACUUAACCUUGAAUACAGUGAUUGAAUAUCUAAAUAAGUGCAAAAUAUCAAUGCUUUUUUUUUUUUAUACAAAGAAUUCCAAACAACUGAACAUGAAUUUCCAUCUUUGUGGAUUAGCUAUUUGAAGGCCUUGUGUUACUUAUGAAAUUCAACACAUUUGAUGCAAUUUUUUCAACAGCACAUGGGGUCCAAAGAUGAUUUUCAAGCUAAAAUCGAGGAACAGACAAAUGUGAGACUUGACCAAAUCAGUGAAAGUGUGAAGAAAAACAAGGAGGAGGUUAUUCAGAGGCUUUUAACUCUUGUAUAUGACAUCAAACCUGAACUGCACCAGAAUCUGAGGACAUAAGCUCUGAUGAUAAAAUUUGGCAAGAACUUUGCAAAGAAUAAUGAUUAAUAUUGUAUUAUGUUCCAAGAUGUGGGAAUAUGUAAUUGAGUGAAUGAGUGUUUGUCUUUUCAUGUGGACAAUGUAUUAGCUAUGAAACUGUAUGAUUUAUCCUGCAAGUUACAGAAGAAUGGGUUUUCAGUUUGGCAAAAUGUUGCUUCAUUUGAAAAUUUUGUGGAUGAAAAUACUGGCAAGAAAUAUGCUAUAAUGAUAUAAUGAAGGUAUUUGAUUGUUAUUAGCUAUGAUUUGAACAUUGUGAGGUAUUUGCAAGUAGGAAAUUAAAAGGAAAAAUAAUAUACACCUAAACAGAUCCUGAAGUUAGAACUUUCUCUGAAGAUUGAGCUCUAUUUCGUUUCCUCUUCUUAGGGAAUUUGAGAACUGAUAUCCCUGUCUUUCCGUAAAGGUUACCAUUAAAUAGGAGAGGCCUUAAUGUCAAUGUAAACUUAUACAUGUACCUCUUUAGUAAAUAUUGUUUCCAGGUAAGCCAUCACCUCCAGCUGAUCCUGUACUUUGUAGUUGAUGCUAUUACAAUAAAACUACAUAUUAUGAUCAACGGUAGUUUCAUGCCUGCUAUCCUAUGUUACAUUCAGUUUGGGAACAUUAAUGUCUCACAUGACCACAUAUUUUUGAUGCAAUUUCUAUGUAAAAAUUUUUAUUGUUUGUUGUACACUGAAGUAGUGUUUUGCACAGUAUUGAUGUCCUAUCCUUCUCAAUUUAACUAGCAUUGUUCAUUGCAGACAAUCCAGUCCACCUGUACAGGAAAGUCAGUUUCACUGAUUCUUCAAUUAUUUAAUUUUUCCAGUGAUUUGUUCAACUUGUUCACAAGUGUGAUGUUUUUCAAACUUAAACCAACCCCACCAUUUUGUUUUGCAGAAAGG
Molecule: messenger RNA, 3319 nt
Organism: Pocillopora meandrina
Lineage: Eukaryota; Metazoa; Cnidaria; Anthozoa; Scleractinia; Pocilloporidae
Source: the annotation of a GenBank genome assembly